Molecule: messenger RNA, 6312 nt
Organism: Symbiodinium sp. CCMP2592
Lineage: Eukaryota; Dinophyceae; Suessiales; Symbiodiniaceae
Source: the annotation of a GenBank genome assembly
AUGGCCUUUGGGUCGUACGAGGCACAUUUGGCGUCUUGCAUGCGCAAGUUCAAUAAGACUGGGUUUGUCCGAUCCUGGGAUUUUAAACUUAAGCCUUCUGCCAACUUGUUUGCCGGUAUGGCACGUGCCAGCGGGCCCAUGCCGCCUGUCAUGUCUGUGCCAGUGCCCAAGAUGGUGUCUUCCCAGGUUACCGUUGCUUCAGUUGUCAAGCUUGUCCUGGGCAGGGUCAGGCUGCAGGAUUCUUGGAGUGUGCACCUUGACAAGAAGCUGCGUGCUGCCAUUCAGAAGUGGGUGUCUAUCGUCCUCGAGGAUCCACUCACCUUUGAUGUUGGCCGCAGGUGUGCUGCCGCGUCCUGCCAGGAUUCCGCAGUCUCGCAAGGUUUGCUGCACACCUUUUCGGGCAAAGCUGCGGGUACACUGCACAAUCGUGCGGGACCGUUGCUCCGUUUUGUGGCGUGGGCCAAGAAGCGGCGUCUCCAGCCGCUGCCACUGAGAGAGAAAGACGUGUAUGAGUUCCUGCUUGAUUUGGAGGAUUCCAGAGCGCCGUCUUUCGGCAAGGCACUCAUGUCAUCGUUGGCGUUUUGCAAGUUCGUUUUGGGUGCUGAGUCUUUCUCGGACUCCCUUUGCAGUGGCCGCCUUACAGGGCUUGCGCGUGCAUCUUUUCUUAAAAAGAGGAAGAGGCGACAGAAGCCGCCACUCACCGUUGCUAUGGUCAAGAGGCUGGGGCGCCUUGUUGUGGAUGAGUCAGAUAAUGAUGUGGACAGGCUGUGCGCAGGCUUUUUCUUACUCUGCAUUUAUCUUCGUGCUAGAUACAGUGAUGGCCAGGCCCUGAUGAAUCUGGUUUUGGAUGAGCCGGACUCUUUCAUGGGACCACUUGCAGGGUACUUUCAAGGUGAGACUUCAAGGACGAAGACCAGUUUCUCCUUGGAGAGGAAAACAGCAUUGCUUCCUAUGGUGGGGCCAUUGUGCGGGGUGGCGUCCGUUCCUUGGUUCAGGACGUGGAUGAGCCUUCGUGAGGACCUCGCCAUUCCCGAGGGAGAAGAUUUUCCUCUCCUGCCCAGCCGUGGUCAGGAGGGCGGAUGGUCGGGUGUUCCGCCCACGGCCACUGUAGCCGCUGGUUGGUUGCGCGGGAUUUUGUCUGCCAGAGGUUUCCCUGAAGCCUCAAAGCUUGGUACUCACAGCUGUAAGGCUACGACCUUGUCUUGGAUGUCAAAGUACGGUGUUGAUGCACUGCACCGGAGGAUUUUGGGAUAUCACAAGGCUCCGCAGGAUGAGAUGAUGCACAUCUAUGGGCGUGACAAUGUUGCGCCUGCUCUGAGGUCUCUUGAGUACGUGCUCGCCGAUAUAAGGAUCGGCAAGUUCCUCCCGGACACCACACGUCCGGAGUUCAAUGAUGAACCGUCGGCCUCGGAGGCGUCACUGGACGAAGAGGACAACGUUCAGGACCUUCGUGCUGAAGAGGCUGCGGCUGAUGAGAUCAUACCGCCUUGGGCCGAGUUAUCUGUGGGAGACCCUGAUGCCCAUGUGUACAUCAGGCACAUCACUUCCCGCAAGCUUCACCGUCUCGCUGAUGAGGGCGGGAACCGACUCCGCUGUGGGAAGAGGUUUUGUGCCAUGGCCGUCACAGAGAGCAAGGCAAACUUCUCUUCGAGGGCGAAGGCUCUUGGAUUGGAGGAUCCGGUGCUGGUGAAGUUCGUUGACGCUGGCAUUGAUGGCAUGAGCAAGUAUGCUUUCCUGAGCUCAUACGUGCCCGGGAGCACGGAUGAGAGACCAUUCACUGCUGCCAUUGUCAAAGUGCUUGGGCGUGACCCUUCGAUUGCGGAGCUCAGUGUGCUUCGCCGCUUGCUGCAUGAGAGCUACAACUUAACUGUGUCUGAAUUACAAUCACAGGUUGAAAGGACCGAUGACUCUGCUCCGAGAAAGCUCGCAGCGCCCGACCGGGCCGACAGGUUGCAGCGACAGCAGGUUCGGCUGAGUGGUUUGACGAUCCACGGCCCGACUCUUCCGGGUCAUGCCGUGAUUGAUAAGUGCGUUCAGAUGUAUGAGGAUAACGUGCUUCAUUACUUGCCGCCUCAGUCGUGCCCUUGCCGUGAUGAUGAGGUCAAGUUCAAGAAGGAUCGCGAUGAUAAGAUGUUGUCUGUUGAUGGUGCCGGUCAUGUGUCGCUACGCACCCAGGUUGCAAAGGUUGAUGCUGAUGUGUCCUCAGACCUUCUCCUCAAGCUUGCCUUGACCCGUCGAGGUUUGGCCCUAGACCAGGCAAGGAUAGUCACCUUUUCGGAGCACGAGCGGUGGGUGGAAGCACUUUUUACCGCGCGUUUCAGGGAUCCACCUGACAACUAUGCACGUGUGACGCUGCAGCAGCUUAUGCAGGCUGAUCGGCAGCUGUUUGUUGAAGCAGCAGAUCGCACUCGGCAUGGAAUCCAACUUGUUUCUGACGGCAAGCCAGUUGAUAAGAUUUGGAACGAGGCAAUGAAUUGCAAUAAUGUCACACACCUUUUGCAGCCUUUGGUCGCAGCCCCUCCGGCUCCUUUCAGGCCUGGCCCGUACGAUGACCGAAGGCCCUGGAAGGGUGUGCAAUCCAUGGACCAAACGACUGACGAGAAAGAUGCUGCACAGAGCGGUCCAAAUGGGUUGCCUUCCGCUGAAGAAUUCGCUUCAAGUCUGAUUGGGAAGUGGAUUGAACAGGCUGAUGUUUUGAAGCUUUUCGAUUGCCUCCCGAAAGCUGCGCCGCAACGCGGCUCCGGUGGCGGCAUUUCUUUUGCCACUGGGGCCUUUGCCAAGGUCAAGGUGGGACUCCGGAGCAAUGUCGCUGUUUUUCCAAAGUCAACGCAGGUGCUGGCUGCUUUUGUAAGGCAGUCUGCUCCUGCCCACAAGUUCACAACCGUCGUGCUUUCUGAUGGUGUUCGCACGGCCCCGCAUCGUGAUCAGCAGAAUUCCUUCUUGCCUAAUUUGGCCAUUCCCUUGUCCCGUUUUACUAAAGGUGCAAUUUGGGUGCAAUCCAGCAAGGGUCCCCACACUCGGACUGUUGAUGGUGCAACCCUUCAAGGGGUGGCAUUGCCUGUGUCGGAUGGCCCUGUCCUGUUUGAUGCACGCAGGCAGACGCACCUCACUGAUUCGUGGCAGGGCAGGCGGGUCAUUUUGGUUGCUUUCUCUAUUUCGGCCUUUGAUAAGCUGUCUCUCGAGGCCUCGCAACGCUUGAUUUCACUUGAUUUUGCUUUGCCAACCGAGCCAGAGGUCGAGCACUUCCGUGAGCACCCACAGCUGCCUGCUCGCCUGCCGUGGCCACCGCGUUUCCCUCUGCUGUCGGGUGCUUCAGCAACCAAGGCUUUUACCGAGGCGUUGGUUCCCAAAGAACCACUUUUUCUUGAGCUAUGUGCCGGCGCCGCCAUGCUUUCUCGCUGCUUUCGUGAAGCGGGUGUGCCUGUCAUGCCCAUUGAUCACCAGCACAACCGCCAUCAUCCGUUGGCGCAGGUUUGCAAUCUCAGCUUGACCGAGGAGUCCACUUGGGUCUUCUUGCGCAAUGUGGUGCGUGAUCAUCCUAUACUCUUCGUGCACGCUGCCCCGCCUUGUGGCACGUGCUCCGCAGCGCGCAACAUAAAGCGAAAAGGGGUGUCCGUGGCCCCGCUUCGCUCUCCUGAGCAUCCCAUGGGUUUGCCUUCGCUGACUGGUGUCAACCUUGACAAGGUCGAGGCUGCAAACAAAAUUUACGUUGGCCUUGCCCAGUUUCUUGAUUUGCUUUGCAGGUCCAACAUCCCAUGGACAGUUGAAAAUCCUGAGUCAAGCAUGCUUUGGCAGCUGCCCUGUUUUGCUCAUUUAGUAAAGAAUUUUCCGAGGGUCAAUUUCGACAUGUGUUGCUAUGGUGGUGCACGAUUGACCCACCGUACGCUGCUUACUUCUUGUGAUGCCAUCGAACAUUUUCGCCAGCGCUGUCCAGGUGGGCACGACCACCUUCCGUGGAAGCCACAGCGCCGCGCUGAUGGCACGAUGUCUUUUCCUACUGCGCAGGAGGCAGCCUACCCCAGGCCCUUUUGCCAACAGUUCGUGGCGCUGGUCUUUAGGCACUUGGGUCGUCCCUUGCCUGUGCAUCCUACUGCGGCCACGUCUGCCGCUGCUGCCACUUCUUCUGCUCGGCAACCUCGCGGGCGUAAGCUGCCUCCUGUUAUGCCUGAGUUCAAGCGUGUGCUUGUCUACCAAGUUCAUGCUCUGCCGCCUGUUGAUUCCAAGCGUUGUAUUUUGCAGCCCCUCCGCGAUGCUCCUUCUGGGUCCAAACUUCUCUCUUCGACCUCUUUACUGCUAAGCGGGGGUGGUUCUGGGUCUUCGUUGAAGUUUUCCCGGGAUGAAGUUGUGCACUCGGAUAGUUCUAGCAGUGAUGCCAGCAGUUGCGAAUCCGUGCACGGUUCCGACAGUGAUGCCUCCUGUGCGCGGACCUUGGAGCCUACUAGUGAUGCGAGAGCUUUUGAGGUUCGCCUUGGUGUGUACGCCUCUCCCGAUGAAUUUCUUGAUGGGUGCAGAAGGGUUACUCAUCCUUUCGAUCACCUGCAUGCCGCUCCUGAUCGUCUCAAACAAUGCAUUUUUGACAUGUUGGUCAAUGGGCCGACCUGGGUUGUGCAACGGAGGGCGGCCCUACUCAGGAAGUGGACGUCCUGGGCCUCCGACCUUGAAGGCGAGGAACGUGCUUUGAAGGAGGCGCUUGAUCCUCAGGUCGCCAAGGUUUUGCAAGGAAAAAGGCUAAAGCUUCUGGAGCGUAUCGCCGGCUCCCUUGGUUGGGUUGACAUGAAGGUUUUCGAUGAACUGCGCAAUGGUUUUGACUUGGUGGGCCAUCAUGAACACACUGGAGUUUUCGCUCACGAGCCCAGGCCACCUAAGUUGGCCGAAAGUGAUUUCAUUAGUGCCGCGCAGUUUCUGCAGCCCGCUUUACUUGGAAAGAUUCGUGCUUCUGCAUCCGAUGCGAAUGCCCGCGAGCUGUGGGACAAGACUCUUGAUGAGGUGGCUGAUGGCAUUCUUGAGGGACCGCUUUCUGCUGAGGAGUUGUUGUCUCGACACGGGCCGUGCUGGCUCCCUACUCGCCGGUUCGGCGUUGAACAGACUUCCUCCGCCGGCCGUAAACUUAGACCUGUUGACGAUUUCACUGAGAACAAGGUCAAUUUGGCCUUCGGCUCGAUGGAUAAGCUUGAUCUUCACGCGCUUGACGAGUUGAUUGGGAUCAGCAGGUUGUGGAUUCGGGUUCUGAACGGGCCGCCCGACUUCACAAUCCCUCUUUCAACUGGUGAAUCCUUGAGCGGUCGUCUGCACGACGGCUGGAAGAAGGUGGGGUGCGAGCCUCUCCUCACUACCUUGGACCUUCGAGCGGCUUAUAAGCAAUUUGCGGUUUCUGCGAAGUCGCGGGCCCUGGCAAUAAUCGCAUUGCUUGACCCUUCUACUGCUGAGCCUGGACUCUUUGAGUCGAAGGCCCUACCUUUCGGGAGUUCCGCUUCGGUGCUUCACUUCAAUCGCCUUGCGCGCCUAUUCUGGCGCAUCGGCGUGGAGCUGUGCGUGCCUUGGUGCAACUUUUACGAUGACUUCCCUGUCAUGUCUCCGAGUGGCAUUGCUGACAACACCAUGGAGACCAUGAUUGCCCUGUGCCUGGUCCUAGUCAGGAACAAGCCUGGCCGGGCCGAAGAGCUCAUUGCCUCUCUUGACGAAGUCCUUGAGGAAGGUUUGAUUUCUCGGAAGCGGUAUCUAAGCUUAAUGGGUCGCCUGCAUUACACCGACUCGUACAUCCUUGUCAAGGCUGGACGGCUCUUCAUGGCCGAGGUCAGGUCGUGGGCAAAGUCGCUUUCUGGACCUGAGUUGAAGCUUGAUGAGUGUGUUCGGAGUUCUCUUGAGCGGUUGCUGAAACGAUUUCGUUGUGGCACUCCUCGCCAUGUCCCUUGCUCUGUCGCCGAUCACGUUGUGCACAUUUACACCGAUGGAGCGAGCGAAGGUAGCUCUCACACCGUGGGCGGGGUGUUGAUGCUUCAGAAUCAGGUUCACGCUUACUUUGGUUGCUCUGUCCCUGAUGUCCUAGUCUCGCGUUGGGCUGACUCCAUGUGUCACUUUAUAGGGCCCAUUGAGGCCUAUGCCGUUGCCGUCGCGAGGAAGGCUUGGCACCAAUUCAUCGCGGGACACAGAUGUAUCUUCUACAUAGACAAUGUGCCAGCGCAAGACGCCUUUAUCAAGGGCACCUCUGUCAAUCAUCACGUCAGGGACAUCUUGUUGUCUGUCGAGGCGGCCGAAGAGCUCAGUGCUUCUUGGUCUUGGUUCGCCCGUGUAGCCAGCCAGAGCAAUGUGGCG